This is a messenger RNA of Megalobrama amblycephala (Wuchang bream), 2507 nucleotides long. Its product is annotated as tripartite motif-containing protein 16-like protein. Bases 614 to 2293 code for a protein of 559 amino acids. The record is from RefSeq and is a predicted model, not a curated record. Gene Ontology annotation, molecular function: protein binding; zinc ion binding. The transcript has 6 exons. NCBI's taxonomy places the organism in Eukaryota, Metazoa, Chordata, Actinopteri, Cypriniformes, Xenocyprididae.
UCCAUUCUUCUUCCAUAACUCUCACUUGUUCACUCUAAUAUCCUUAAUUUUGUAAACACUUUUUAAUUGAGAAUGUAAUGUGAUGAGACAAUAAUUUCAAGUUUAUCAUGGACAUUAUUUAACGAAGUAAUCACAUGACAAUCAUUCAUCAGUUAUAAAAGCAACAAACUAUUCUACAAUUAUUUCUGAUUAUGAUUUACAGUAGACUCAUUUGUAGGGACUGUGAUAGGAAUAUUUUGAUAUUCAACAUUAGUAUUAGUGGUCAGUAGAGGGCAGCAGAGCGUUAGAUUGCAACAAUACAUGAGAGAUCAACAAUUAACACAUAAACAUUAACACAAUAAUUUUAUAUGUGUGUAACAGACAUGUAUGUAAAGCUGGAACCUUCAUUUUAACAGCUCUUUCUCCUGCUUUGGUGCUUUCCCUCUCUUUCUCCCUCUGUUAGCCACUCCUACACUUCAGUUCAGUAAAAGUGAAACUCAUCACUACUUCCUGCUCAGUCUGGCGGUGGGAUUCAUGUGAUGGGUUUUGUGUUUUGUUUUGUUUUUUCUCUCUUUCUGUUUGUUUCUGUUUCUGAGGGCUCGACUGUCUGUGGUUCACUGUUUGUGCAGUAAAAAUGGCAGAAUCCAGUGUUUCUUUGGCUCAGGAUCAGUUCAGCUGUUCAAUCUGCCUGGAUCUACUGAAGGAUCCAGUGACCAUUCCCUGUGGACACAGUUACUGUAUGAGCUGUAUUACAGGCUGCUGGGAUCAGGAUGAUCAGAAGAGAGUCUACAGCUGUCCUCAGUGCAGACAGACCUUCACUCCAAGACCUGUUUUAGGUAAAAACACCAUGCUGGCUGAAGUGGUGGAGAAACUCAAGCAGACAAAACUACAAGCUGCUCGUCCUGAUCAAUGUUACACUGAAUCUGGAGAUGUGGAGUGUGACAUCUGUACUGGGGACAAAAACAAAGCCAUGAAGUCCUGUCUGGUGUGUCUGAACUCUUACUGUCAAAAUCACCUUGAACAACAUGAGACUUUCUUCAGAGGUAAGAGACACAAUCUAAUGGACGCCACUGGACGACUUCAGGAGAUGAUCUGCCCUCAACAUGAGAAACUACUGGAGAUUUACUGCCGUAGUGACAAAAAGUGCAUUUGUUUGCUUUGUUUGGUGGAUGAACACAGAAACCACGACACUGUAUCAGCUGCAGCAGAGAGGACUGAGAAACAGAGACAUUUAGAGGAAAUCCAGAGAAAAUUUCGCCAGAGAAUCCAAGAGAGACAAAAGGAGCUUGAGGAGCUGAGAGAGGCUGUGGAGUCUCACAAGCGCUCUGCACAGGCAGCAGUGGAGGACAGUGAGAGGAUCUUUACUGAGCUGAUCCACUCCAUUGAGAGAAGCCGCUCUGAGGUGACACAGCUGAUCAGAGAUCAGGAAAAGGCUGCAGUGAGUCGAACUGAAGAAAUACUGGAGCGACUGGAGCAGGAGAUUGAUGACCUGAGGAGGAGAGAUGCUGAACUGGAGCAGUUUUCACACAUAGACCAUCACAUCCAUUUCCUCCAGAGUUUCCAGUCUCUCUCUGUUCCUCCUGGAUCUACAGACUCAUCCAGCAUCACUGUCAGUUCUUGUCUCUCUUUUGAUGAUGUUGGUAAAUCUGUGUCUCAUCUGAGAGAGAAACUGGAGCAGUUCUGCAGAGAGGAGAUAGAAAAGAUAUCUUAUAUGGUAACAUACCUAGAGUUUGUAUCCACCCCUGAACCCAAGACAAGGGAGGAGUUUCUACAAUAUUCCCAUCGGUUCACCCUGGAUGCAAACACAGUGCAUAAAUACCUAUGUUUGUCCGAGGAGAACAGAAUGAUUACUGAAACUAACACAGACCAGCUGUAUCCUGAUCAUCCAGACAGAUUUGAUGGUCGUCCUCAGGUGUUGUGUAGAGGGAGAGUGUGUGGACGCUGUUACUGGGAGGUUGAGUGGAGUGGGAGAGGAGUGUGUAUAUCAGUGUCAUAUAAGAGCAUCAGCAGGAAGGGUCAGGGAGAUGAAUGUGCAUUUGGAUAUAAUGAUAAGUCUUGGAGUUUGUAUUGCUUUCCCUCCAGUUACUGCAAAUACUCAUUCUGUCACAAUUAUACAGAGACUGAACUCCCUUUAGCAGUCUCCAGCUCCUGUAGAAUAGGAGUGUAUGUGGAUCACAGUGCAGGAACUCUGUCCUUCUACAGCGUCUCUGACACAAUGACCCUCAUUCACAGAGUCCACACCACAUUCACUCAGCCUCUCUAUCCUGGGUUUAGAGUUUAUGGAUCAGUGAAACUGUGUGAUAUUACUAAAUAGAUGAUACAUUCAUACAGUCAUAUAGUCUACUACAGUCUACUACAGCAUGUGAUAUUAUUAAUAAAAAUAUAAGUAUAUAUCUUAUUAAUCCAAUAGAUGCUGUAAUGUAAGUGUGAAAGAAUAACGACAAUGAAUAAUCUUACUUGUAACCAAGGGGACAAAUAAUAUUCAUACUGUCACUGUAUGCUGUAAAUAAAACAAUUAGAAAACCAAA